Miscanthus lutarioriparius is the source of this 177-nucleotide messenger RNA. NCBI's taxonomy places the organism in Eukaryota, Viridiplantae, Streptophyta, Magnoliopsida, Poales, Poaceae. The record is from the annotation of a GenBank genome assembly.
AUGGCAACGCCGCCGCUGAUGCAGCAGCCGCCGCAAUGUGACCAUGAGCGCAUGGUCGUCGGCAACAUGUGCUCUUCUCUCUAUCUCGCCGUCUACAAAGGGAGGAUGGCCGAGGUCACGGCGCUGCUUCUGCAACAACACGCCGCUGCGAUAGACAGUCAAGCCACUGGUAACUAA